This is a messenger RNA of Acanthosepion pharaonis, 468 nucleotides long. NCBI's taxonomy places the organism in Eukaryota, Metazoa, Mollusca, Cephalopoda, Sepiida, Sepiidae. The record is from the annotation of a GenBank genome assembly.
AUGGUUGAAAUGAAUACGGACACGCGUCCCGUGAGGUGUGACAUACCCACACAAAAUUCGGACGUUGAUUGCUCGGAAAAUCAAGGUUCUGACGCUGAAAGUGUUGGUAAACAGAUUCCUGAUUCUACUUUCAUCCGUUGUCAAAACGGCGAAGAAGAAAGCGACAAAGGCAGCGAAGGCCACAAUUUGGACAAUAAUCCCAGAAAGAAAAAACAUCGUCGAGGGAAACAACCCGCUCGCAAAUGGAGACCUUAUAACAAAUUAAGUUGGUCUGAAAGACAGGCCGUAGAUGAGAGAGAAUCGCGACGGGCGACAAAAAAACGAGAAGAAGCUUUCGCAUCGGGACAUCCCCGGGCUCCGUUCAAUACGACACAAUUUCUGAUCGAUGAUCACAUCACUUACCAAUCUGUCCUGUCCCCAUGCGGUCAUGAUGAGGUCAAUUUAAAAGGUGUAAAGGUUGGUGUAUAG